UCUGUGAUUUCUGUUUACUUCUCCUCAAGCCUAAAAUAUACAAAUAACAACUCAACCCCAUAAUUGGCUUCUUAUUUUGCUCUAUUUUUGGAGAAAAGCUAGUUUUGUGUGUGUGUGUGUAUAUAUAUAUGUAUGUGUGUUGUUUGUUCCAACUUCAACUGAAUCAUUUAUGUACUCAAUUAUGAGAAGGGCUCUGUGGAACAAGUUCAAAUCUCCAUUUACAGCUGGCAGAUCAUCACGCGUAGAGGGUGGCAAUAAUAGUAGCUUGUCGAGCAAGUUAAGUGUUAAUGAAGAGUACACCAACGCCUUCCGAACAAGUUCCUAUGAAGAAAUGUGGGGAAGAGUUCAGUUGGGAUUAACAACAAACACUAGUAAUAGUAGUAGUAGUGCAACUAGAUCAUCAUCGUCGUCGUCGUCUUCUUCGCCAUUUUAUUGGGAUUUCUCCGAGUACUUAUUAGAUCCAAGGCCCGAAACACUAAAGAACAUGAUGGAGAGCUUAAAGUUUCAUCACCUUUUGAUCGAAUACUUCGACGCAAGCUUACGAGCAUGUCACGCGUGCGAAUUGCUUCUAAGAAGCAUCCAUCAAACUCGGUCAGAUUAUCGGAAAAUAAAAAAAGUGAUUAAGAUGAGCAAAAGGGUACUAAUACUCCAUGAUUGUAGCAGUAGCAGUAGUAAUAAUCACGAUCAAGAUCAAGAUCAUCAUCACAGUGGCCAAUAUUAUUGCCGAGCCAUAUUCAGAGAGCUCGCUUCGAUUGCAUUGCUUAGAAACCAUUUGACAAUUAUAAGCCCUCUUCAAUAUAGUGAUAUUCGGGAAAGCUACAUGGUUUUACUCCAUAAACUAACGUCCAAACAGAAGAAGAUCAAAAGGAGAGAAAAGCUCAAAAAGAUUUGCAAGAAAGUUGGAGGAGUUGGCCUUGUGAUAUCGCAUAGUUUGCUCUUAGUUGCUUUGUUAGUCAUUGCAUUACAUGGCAUGUUUUGUUUUGUGGCAGUUCCUGCUGUGAUGGGCUGUUCUUCAAUUUACUUGGUGGGUAAGAAGAGAAAGUUGGAUUCGACGGCUCGGAAUCGGGUAGGGUCAUCAGGCGGGGUAACCUCCGGAGGUGGGGUUGGUGAGCAGCUUGAUGUUGCUGCAAAAGGGGUUUUUAUAUUGAUCAAUGAUUUUGAUACGAUGAGUCAAAUGGUGAGAAGGUUACAAAAUGAGGUGGAGCACAAGAAAUUUGUGGCUGAUAUAUGUGUGAGGAGUAAGAAGUUUGAGCUAUUGAAGGAAGUUGUGAGGGAGUUUCAAGCUCAGGAUUCUAGCUUUUUGGAGCAACUUGAAGAGCUUGAAGAGCAUAUAUACCUUUGUUUGCUGACCAUAAACCGAACCAGAAGGCAAGUCAUUCAAGAGAUCAUAGCUAGUCAACAAUGAGCAAAGCUGAUUGGGCUUUCAUGCCAUAAAGAAGAUAGUGUUCGUCUAUACAAAAUACAAGUCAUUGGGCAAGUAACACUGUCGAGUGUCUUAUAAUUGAAAUUUUUUCAUUAAUUGUUUUAUGUUCUUCGUUAUUAGCUCAGAAUUUUGCUUCAGUGACAAAUGAAUAUAUGAUAAUGUUAUUUCACUUAAACAAUUAUUUAUACAACAUUACGACAUUUUCUUUUA
Molecule: messenger RNA, 1633 nt
Organism: Humulus lupulus (European hop)
Lineage: Eukaryota; Viridiplantae; Streptophyta; Magnoliopsida; Rosales; Cannabaceae
Product: UPF0496 protein At1g20180
Exons: 2
Coding region: 170-1405 (411 amino acids)
Source: RefSeq, a predicted model, not a curated record